AUGGUAGGUGAUCAAUGCCAAAAUGAGCACGCAGGUUGUGGCCCCGUAUGUCAAGAAGAAGAAUAUGCGCAUGAACCAGACGAAGAAGGGUUGCCGCUGGUACAAUGCGAUGAGACGCAACGUAAAGAGCCCUAUAGAACGCAAGGAACGGAGAGGGAAGAGAUCAGAGAUGGUACUAAGCAUGGAAGCAGUGGCCAGCACUACCCAAAUGCGACAACUAGAUAUCAAGGGAACCCGAGAUAUUGGAGACAUAAGGACGAUAAUCUUACCAUACGUGGCGAAAAUGAUAAAAACGAGAGUGACUAUCCGGAUCUGUGA
Messenger RNA from Acaulospora colombiana, 318 nucleotides. The record is from the annotation of a GenBank genome assembly. NCBI's taxonomy places the organism in Eukaryota, Fungi, Glomeromycota, Glomeromycetes, Diversisporales, Acaulosporaceae.